This is a messenger RNA of Lymnaea stagnalis (great pond snail), 611 nucleotides long. NCBI's taxonomy places the organism in Eukaryota, Metazoa, Mollusca, Gastropoda, Lymnaeidae. The record is from the annotation of a GenBank genome assembly.
UGUCCAGGCGUGCUCGACAGGAUGCUGACUGGACGCUGGGAACUUAAGAACCACACGGCCAAAGAACUGGAAGAGGUGGAGAUGUUCAUGAGCAGAACGAGGGCGUACCAUAAGCUGCCCCCAACUCUACAACGUGAGGAUAAGAAAUGUGGUAGGUCAGUUGGUCACUCUGGGAAUAUUUAAGAUAAUCAAACAUGACUAGACUUUGAUUAUUUCAAGUUCUUUGAAACAUGUCAACAAUAAUGCAUUUUUACUUCCAUAUAGCAAGGUAUUUAUUUUAUGUAAAAAAAAAUAUAAAUUUUUAAAAGUUCGACCCAAAAAAUGUCGGUACAAUUUGACAAUGAUGUAGAUAUUUUCCCUUAUUUGAAUAUCAAUUAAUUUUCUUUUCAGGCAAUAUAAAUUUCCCCGGCAAGGAAUGGCAGAGAGCAGUAUGCAACCCUAAAGGCGACACCCCGUGCUGUAUGAACAACUUUUGUGUCAAUAAAUCUGUCCAAGAGUGUCAAUGUCCAGAAUGUCAUGACAUGAGACAGCAGAUCCAUGCUGAGUUUGCCACCUGGGUACCUGCGGACCCUACCUGUAAGGUGAGUCAUACCCUUAUAGGAAAUCUAUAG